This is a messenger RNA of Elephantulus edwardii (Cape elephant shrew), 948 nucleotides long. It is a transcript of the gene FRA10AC1, whose product is annotated as fragile site, folic acid type, rare, fra(10)(q23.3) or fra(10)(q24.2) candidate 1. Gene Ontology annotation, biological process: dephosphorylation. The record is from RefSeq and is a predicted model, not a curated record. NCBI's taxonomy places the organism in Eukaryota, Metazoa, Chordata, Mammalia, Macroscelidea, Macroscelididae. The transcript has 13 exons. Bases 1 to 948 code for a protein of 315 amino acids. Gene Ontology annotation, molecular function: phosphatase activity.
AUGCAAGGCCAUGGAGGCUAUGACUCUGAUUUUAGUGAUGAUGAACACUGUGGAGAACCCAGGAAGAGGAAAAAAAGGACGGUUGAAGAUGACUUAUUGCUCAAAAAGCCGUUUCAGAAAGAAAAACACGGGAAAGUGGCGCAUAAACAAGUGGCAGCAGAGCUGCUGGACAGGGAAGAAGCAAGAAAUAGAAGGUUUCAUCUCAUAGCUAUGGAUGCUUAUCAAAGGCAUACAAAGUUUAUAAAUGAUUAUAUUUUGUACUAUGGUGGCAAAAAGGAAGACUUCAAGCGUUUGGGGGAAAAUGACAAAACAGACUUGGAUGUUAUACGAGAAAAUCAUAAAUUCCUGUGGAAUGAGGAGGAUGAAAUGGACAUGACUUGGGAGAAGAGACUUGCAAAGAAAUACUAUGAUAAAUUAUUCAAAGAAUACUGCAUCGCAGAUCUCAGUAGAUACAAAGAAAAUAAGUUUGGAUUUAGAUGGCGAAUAGAAAAAGAAGUCAUUUCAGGAAAAGGUCAAUUUUUCUGUGGAAAUAAAUGUUGUGAAGUAAAAGAAGGCUUAAAGAGUUGGGAAGUUAAUUUUGGUUAUAUUGAACAUGGUGAAAAGAGAAAUGCUCUUGUUAAAUUAAGAUUAUGCCAAGAAUGUUCUGUUAAAUUAAAUUUUCACCACAGGAAAAAAGAAGUCAAGUUAAAAAACAGAAAGGAUAAAACCAGAAAAGAUUAUGAACAGUCAUCUCAUAAAAAAUCCAGAUUACCUUCUGAAGAAGAAACUUCAAAAAAAAAGGAUAAAGGGCAUUCUUCCUCCAAGAUGUCAGGGGACUCUAUCAAUAAAAAUUCUGAUGAAGAAGAAAGUGCUUCAGAAUCUGAACUUUGGAAGGGUCCGCUCCCAGAGACAGAUGAAAAAUCUCAGGAAGAAGAAUUUGAUGAAUAUUUUCAGGAUUUGUUUUUGUAA